This is a messenger RNA of Vitrella brassicaformis, 4717 nucleotides long. NCBI's taxonomy places the organism in Eukaryota, Vitrellaceae. The record is from the annotation of a GenBank genome assembly.
CGACAGACACCGUCGGCAGACGGCCAACAGGGGCCAGGCAGGCCAGGUCACAGAGAGAGAGGCGGGAUAUACCAUACCUGUGUGUGGACGGUCACUGAUUUGAUUGACUCUACCGAUGUGCCGAUCCAUGACUCGCUCGUCGUCUCUUAUUCCUUCUUAAGGGGAUUUAUGAGCCUGGCCUGCGUUGAUCAAUUCAGUACCAUCAGUACGCACGCGUCGUAGCACAGUCACGCCGCCACGCAUGCCGCCCGUCGUUUACACAAACCCAGACAGAUUGUCGUACGCGUGUGUUCCAAUCUCACACCACCCAAACCAAAUGCCAGGAGGCAGUAAAGUAGCACAGGAAGGACCGACACGCAGGACCACGGACAUAUGGGCAGCCAGGCAGCCAGGCACACACACACACACACAGACAGAGAGAGAGAGACGCGCACACACACACACACACAUUCUCCUUGCCUUUCAGUUGUCCCCCUCCCCGGCUGCAUCCCUUUCUCCCCCAUCCGCCGCCCCCCUCUUCUCGUUGGCCACAUGGUAAUGGCUCCCGCUGCUCACACCCCUCAACAGACACUCAAACGCGUCAUGCCCACUCUCUUGUUCCCCGUCCAUCACCAUCAUCAGCCGCUCGGGCGACUGGACCGGCCGUGUCGGUGCGGGGUAGUGGGGGGGCUCGCAAUACCCAGCCACACGCGGCACGCCUUUCGGCCCGCCGAUGGACCUGCGGCGAUUGGGGGGCGAUAGCUUUUGGCCUUCGGGAUGGUCUGGCGGCUCGGGUGACUGGGGGGGCGAGGUGGCGCUGUCGCUCCAGUUGGCGUAGUGGUGGGGCGAUGCGGGCGGGGAGGCAUUGAGCGCGUCCUCCCCUCCCUCGAGGUCGACCGCAUCGAAGUUGGUGUUGUUGCCCUGCGUGCGACACACAACACAAGCACACGUGAGACAUAUCAACGGGUUCUCUGCAUGUGACCUCUGAUAUCCUGUGUGUGAAGAGAGUCGAUCGUGUCUUUGCUGGGAUGUUGGCCUUGGGGGAGGGCUCCGGGGACGGCACAGUCAGCGACGCGCUCGUAGGCGAGGCGGGCAGCACGUGCUGAGAUAUGUUGAGCAGCGACCCCUGCCUGCCGCCCGUCGUGACGGACCCGGCAGUCGACCCAAGCCGACGCGGCAACGACGGCACGGCAGUCGUGUUCUCAGAUAUGGCGAACGAAGCCUUGGAUCGGUCAGUUCGGUUCACCGAGAAGGAGAACGAAAGUCUCCCUCCUGCGCCGGCACCCCCGCCUGCCCGGAACUCCAGCGACGGGAUUGCUGACCGCUUUCGCCGCCCAACACGGAAGCCCGAUAUGACCACUUCUGUGUUGGGCGGCGGGGUUUGCUUGUCGGUCACGAAGGUCACCUGGCUGCCCCUUCUUGAAGCUAGAGAGUAGGGGUGCUCUGAGACGAAUGACUGGCGGCCGGUGGAGAUUGGCGGGACGGCCGCAUCGCCUUCUGGCUGCUCGGCGGGGUGUGGCGGGGAGGGGUACGGGGCGGAGGGGAUGGCGGUAUUGGCGUCGCGGUCCUCCUGCGAGAGGACGGACAUGUCGUCGAGAUCGACGUUGUACAGCUCCUUAAGCCGGAAACGGAGCUCGUACUCGCCGUCCACACCUGACACGCCAUGCACACAUGCACACACACACACAGGAGCGAGCGGUUUGACUCUCUGUUUGCAAGAUGUGCCUGUGUCUUCCUUCACAGUGUGCGCGUGCCUGUGUAUGCGGUGAUGAGUUUGUCGACUUCGUGCACUUUGUCUGGGGCAUGCCUCUUGUAGACCUUCAGCAGCUUCCGCUGCAAAGCAGAGAGGGCAGAAGGAGAUGGAGAUACGUCGUUCAUGUGCAGAGAGGGAGGGGGACAGACAGCACACCUUGAGGACGAAGUUGAGCCCUUCGCCGAAGUUUUGUUUGAGUGCAUUGUCGAGCACGUCGGGCUUGGAGCUCAGCUCGUUGACCAGAGCCUGAAGACACUCAGAGAGAGAGAGAGACAGACGGGGAAGUGGACAGGUCAUGCGUGUGAUAUGAUGAAUGACCGACCUUGAUUCCGUCUUCAUCCGCUUCGACGCCCUUGAGCUCAAAGUAGUUGAUCAGCAUCUGCUGCAGACCUGGUCGAUGAAUGCGGGAUUGAGUGCACGCACACACGCAGCCAGCCAGAACAAAAGAUGAUAUGGGAGGCAGUGUUGUCUGAGGUCUCUCUCUCUCUCUCUCUGUCUCUCUCUCUCUGCGUGUGUACUUCGUUUCCUCCUUGCGUGGACAUAGUCGAGCCCGACGCCGUACUUCUCCACCAGCUUCUUCUGGAUCUCCUCAGCCUGAGGAGAUAUGACAACCGGUACCCCUCAUGUGCUGCAUGUGGCUGCAUGUGGCUGUAUGUCCGUGUGUGUGGACAGUACAGUACUCACGUCAGCGUCGUUUUUCUGUAUGAAGUCGUUGAUGUACUCGUCGUUGAAACACGACCUGUCCUCCGUCUCAAAGAAGUUCUGCAGCCGACGGCGCAGCACUGAAGCGGAGAGCAUCCAACAGACAGACACACAGACGGACGAGCUGGUGCGGCUGCGCGAGUGAGAGAGUAUGUUGUGUUGUGCUUGUCUCCCUUGUGUGUGCACUGUAAGUACCGUCGAUUUGCUCCUCCCUGAGGUUGGAGAGGCCGACGCCAUAGCGACUGACCAGCUCAUCUUCCAGCUCCUGCUCAUCGACAGGUGAGCGCAGCGCAUUUCUGGCCUAUGUGUGUGUGUGUGUGUCAGUUGCUGACCGACCCUUUCUCUGCCAAUAUACAGAUUAGCGAUCCUGUCGACUUGGCAAAGCAUCACGGGAUUGUGCAGCUCGUAGAACUCCUUCAGACGCUUCUGACCCACACAAUCCAUGUCACAAUCCACACAAUCCACACCUCCACUGCCUGGCGUCGACCGAUAUGUGUAUGUGUCUCGCUUCGCUUCGCUUGCCUGAAUGAUCUUCAUCUGGUCGAGCUGCCUGCCGAAUGCGCACACGCCGAUGCUGACUUCGACUCGGCUGGGCAGCCUCACGUUGAGGUCGACGCCCCAGACGAAGGGCCGAGAGCCAAAGUUGAUUUCGAGCUCACCGCUGCCGCACAUGCCUAUCGUGAAGUACAUCGACGGGCCCGUGAAGGACAAGAGCACCUGACACACACACAGGGAGAGAGUGAGGGAGACAUGAUGAUUUAUCGGCGUGUGUGGUUGUGGUGUGUCAGUUCGACCUCCUGGACGCUGACUUCCUCGACCAGUCUGCCGUUGAUGACGAAGCCGACCGACCCGCCGUGGCGGUUGACGAGCAUGCCCAGCACAUCGCCCUCGUGCAGCGACACGCCACGCUCGUAGCGCGCGUAGCCGUCGGUAUCGUAGUAGAAUAUGUGCCCAGACGAAAGAUACCUAUGGAGAGAAAGAGAGAGACACGAGAUGACAUACUGACGUGCCUGAGGGUGUGGGUGGCGGGAUUGACCCGAUGGACGACUUGAGGAACCCCGGGAAGUUGAAGAUGGGGUAUGGUUUGGUGGCCAUGCCCACACACAGCAUCGCCUCAGUCGGCGGGCUCGAUAUCGCGUCAAUCUCAACCUCACAGUAGCACACAGCCUGCACAACACACAAGCAAGCACAGCACAUCCUUUAGCCACCCACCCACCCAAUGCUUCCAAGCACUCGCCUCGCCUACCUGUGGAGGGAGCGGGAGGUUGCUCUGUGCACAUCUUGGUCUGGGCGGCCCCAUGACACACGGCGGCAGCUGCACCGCACUCCUCUCAGUCGUCCCUGCCGUAGCUGCCGUCGCGCUUCUCGUUGGUCGGCCGACCGUCGACGUCGUGGCGUACGGCGGAUCCAACGGCCGAUUCACCAGGUUACUCUUCUUCGGCAGCGGGCUCGCGGACGAGGGCGUCUUGACCGCAGGCAUCUCGUCGACAUCCUUCGGCUCAUCUCGCUCGUUGGGGGUGCGGAUGCUGGCUCUUUCGGAGCGGAUUGACGGCGAGGAGGGGCCGACGGCUCCGCUGAUGCUGCUGGUGUCGUUGCGGACGCUUGCUCUCUCUGACCUGACGGACGGGGUGGCGGGGAUGAAGGGCCGGUCGGAAGGAGUGGCCGGGACGGGUGGCUCCUCUGACUUGAGGGAGCGUCUUGACUGCUGUCUGCUGGCGGCGAGCAUCUCGACGGCCCACAGGGCCGACUGUGUGAGGGUAGCCGAGGGCCACGGGUGGAUGAAGGUGAGCUCUGUACCCCUUUCCCCGCCGAUGAUGAUCUGGCUGUUGAGCAGGGCGGUCUCCUCGUCUCCCUCCACAUGGAUGUGCUCCAUGCACCACGCCGCCGGCCCCUGGCUCUGGAUGAAUGCCCACGUCAUGCCUGCACACCGACAAACACACAGACAAUUCAAUGCUGUCCCUCUUCUCCUUCUCUUCUUGUUUGUUUGUGUCGACCAGCGAAGGAGAAGGUCUCCUGUUCGUGCGUCGACAGCCAAUCGCGGCCCCGCGCAAUGAGACUUUUCGACCGGUAGAGGGCAGGGUUCACCUGUGGCUUGCCGCAUACCGCAGCCGGGCAUAAGCAAGCCUUGAGGUCCUUGAGCAAAGUGCUCUCCUUGUUUGCCUCGUCGCCAUUGGCCUGGUUUCUCUUUUUGACGAAGCCCCGCCGAUGGACGGCCUUGCCGGAGGGAUCGGCGGCAGGGGCUGGGAUGGUCGCCAUCUGAGUCCCAUCUGAAGGCUGCCACAU